GACACUGUGGAUAGCUUGAGGUAAUUGAACCGAGUAUAAAUUAAUAUCAAAUAUUCGGUUUCGUGCUACUUGAUAAUUGCAACUGCGAAGGUGUUUAGCAUCAUGAAGCCUAUAUUUAAGCUCGGUUUUAGCGAGCAGCUCCCGAAUGGCGCCCCACCAGCUUCUGUCCGGUGUGUUCCGCCGCCCGAACCUUUCUCACAACCCCAGUAGCAAGCAGAAGCUCUCCGCCUUCUUCCCUUUAGAUUAAAUCAAAUCUUUAUACCGAGCUUUGUACCUCGCCAUGUCAUCGCUCAACUUAGACAACACUAACACAUCAGCGACCCCGCGGUUCAAGCAUCCCAGUCACAAUGCAUGCAUCUCCUGCCGUAGAGCAAAAAUCGAAUACAGGACGUCGUCGUCUCUCGAGUCUUGCGAGAGGAAGGAGAAAGAAAUUCGCUUAUCAACUUUCCAAACUUAAGAGGAAACCUCCAAUCGAACCCUUUUCUGGCGAGGUCUCGAUACCCCCGGAGGAGCCAAACAUUCACCUCAAUGUAACCAAGUCAACGCCACCGAACAAUUCAAUCAAUCAGCCUCGUGGCACAGAUUCAAAUGGCGUACUUCCAGAAAGUGGCCAUGGAGAGUGGGGAACAGCUGGCUUACAACCUGUCAGUAUUCUCAGUAAAGAAGCACAAUCUGAAGAGUUCGGGUUAACUCUCAGAUUAUACUCUUUUCCUUUCCGAGUAUCUUCAAAAUUUUAAAUUAUAAUAUUUCGAGACAGGACCAUCAUCCUUGGAGCGCUCCGAAUUUUGAACAGACUUUGAACGUUGCGAUUCAAACAGGGGGGCAGGGAAAGGGGCAAUCCGUACCGUAACCGAAACGAUCGACAGCACAAUAAACCGCACUCUUCUUUCGUUGCUCAGUAGUCUUCUCAGCUAAAUAAUCAAAGAAAAUAACGUAUAUAUAACA
Molecule: messenger RNA, 945 nt
Organism: Botrytis cinerea B05.10
Lineage: Eukaryota; Fungi; Ascomycota; Leotiomycetes; Helotiales; Sclerotiniaceae
Exons: 2
Coding region: 348-737 (129 amino acids)
Source: RefSeq, a predicted model, not a curated record